AUGCCCGACAGGCCCUCGGUGAUUCCCGCAGCGCUGGCCAAGGCGCUGGCAGACAAACUGUACGACAAACAGCGUGUGGCCACGCAGAAGAUCGAGCGGCUGGUGCUCGAUGCGCUGGACCAGGACGACGAGCAGAAGAUAUACGCGCUGAUCGCUGAGCUAUCCACAGACUACGCCACGUCGGAAAAGGAGGCGUCGCGCAUCGGCGGGCUUGUCGCGUUGGCGGCAACGGCAGUGGCUUUAACACACAUCAACAUCCGGCCGUUCCUGCCUCACAUGGUGCCGCCGAUGGUGUCAGCGCUGUCGGACGGAGAGAGCAAAGUGCGGUACUUUGCCUGCGAGUCGCUGUACAACGUGGCCAAGGUCAGCAGGGGCCACAUCCUGAGGUGGUUCAACGACAUCUUUGAUGGGCUGGCGCGCGUAACGGCCGAUUCGGUCAAGACCGUGAAAGACGGCGCAGAUUACCUGGAUCGGCUGAUCAAGGACAUUGUCGCAGAGCAGGCGGCCACGUGCGUGGACUGGUACGAGGACGGCAGCCUGAGCAGCACGAGCAACGCUGCCCAGCGCAAGGGGGGGGCGCGGCUGGCGUUCUCGCUGGACAAGUUCAUGCCGCUGCUGGCGGAGCGCAUGCACACGUACAAGCCGUCAACGCGGCUGUACCUGAUCGAGUGGGUGCGCGUGCUGGACUCGGUGCCGGGGCUGGACCUGAUUGUACACCUGCCCGAGUUCCUCGACGGGCUGCUGCGCUUCCUCAGCGACCCGAGCGACGACGUGCGCAGCCGCACGCAGAGCCUCCUGGGCGAGCUGCUGAGCGAGAUCCGCGAGUGCGUCGAGCUGCAGGGCGCCGCCGCCGACAGCAGCCAGGCGGGCGACGGCGACGGCGCCGACGACGGCGACGACGACGACGGCUCGCUGCGGUGGGGCGAGCAGCCGCUGAGCCGCGCGCGCGAGCUGCGCAUGGCGGCGCGGCGCAAGAAGAUCCGCGCCGAGCGCGCUGGCGGCGCGCUGGUGGCGGGCGCGGCGGUGGUCAUCGAGUUUGCGCGGUGCGUCGGCAUUCUGAUUCCGCACCUCGAGUCAAACGACCAGGAGAUCCAGGGCAUGGCGCUGGGGUGGAUCCUGCAGUUCACGUGGCUGUGCCCGCGCGUCAUCGUGCAGUUUGUGCCGCGCCUGGUCAACGCCGUACUGCCAUCGGUGUCGCACCCGAUGGCGGCCCACAGGCGCACCGCCGAGGACGUCAAUCUGCAGCUGUACGAGCUGACAGUGUCGGUUAUCGAUGAGCCGUUCAACUAUGACGAGGCUGCUACGGCAGUCAUGGAGCUGUUUGCAAAGAACGUGCAUGAGCCGACCAAGGUUGCCGGCAUGCAGUGGCUCCUGCUGCUGCACCGUAAGGCGCCGUGGCGCAUUUUGACGCCCGAGGAUAUGAGCUUUCCUGUGCUGCUUAAGAUGCUCAGCGACAGCAGCGAGCAGGUGGUCAAGCUGGAUCUUGAGCUCACCACUUACAACGUGGAUCCUCACUCGAUGCCGUAUUUGUCGCGGUUCCUUGGCAGUCUGCUACAGAUGUUUGCCACGGACCGCGUGCUGCUGGAGACUAGGGCCGCGCUGAUGGUUAGGCAGUUGUGCGUGGUGCUGGACCCGCAGCUCGUAUUCUGCUUGUUUGCCCGCUUGCUGUCCCACAUUGAUCUGGAAUUCAUCAGCGUCAUGGUGCAGCAUCUCAGCUGGAUCCUCGUCACGGCGCCCGAAACCGAGAAGCUAAGGCUGAUUUUGCGCCGCUACAGCGACAACCAGCACAGCCACGGGCUUUUUGUCGCGCUGUUCCGCACGUGGAGCCACAACCCAGCAGCCUGCUUGACACUCUGCCUUUUGUCGCAGCACUACGAGAUUGGCGCCGAGCUGAUCAAUGCCUUUGGCCAGCUGGCGCAGGACUUGACGGUCAGCUUUUUGGUGCAGCUCGAUAAGCUGGUACAGCUCAUUGAGUCGCCGGUUUUUACCUUCCUUAGACUGCAGUUGUUGGAUCCCGCGCAGCAUCCGAUGCUUGUGCGCUCGUUGUAUGGGCUGCUGAUGAUGCUUCCGCAGAGCUCGGCGUUUGCCAUUUUGCGCAAUCGAUUGAGCACCGUAGCUAUGCUU
Kickxella alabastrina is the source of this 2124-nucleotide messenger RNA. Its product is annotated as vacuolar protein 14 C-terminal Fig4p binding-domain-containing protein. The transcript has 7 exons. The annotation marks the transcript as partial. NCBI's taxonomy places the organism in Eukaryota, Fungi, Kickxellomycota, Kickxellomycetes, Kickxellales, Kickxellaceae. Gene Ontology annotation, cellular component: fungal-type vacuole membrane; endosome membrane; PAS complex. Gene Ontology annotation, biological process: phosphatidylinositol biosynthetic process; positive regulation of kinase activity. The record is from RefSeq and is a predicted model, not a curated record.